Syzygium oleosum is the source of this 1246-nucleotide messenger RNA. RefSeq names its product probable xyloglucan endotransglucosylase/hydrolase protein 10. The record is from RefSeq and is a predicted model, not a curated record. Gene Ontology annotation, biological process: xyloglucan metabolic process; cell wall biogenesis. The transcript is spliced from 4 exons. Bases 119 to 1003 code for a protein of 294 amino acids. Gene Ontology annotation, cellular component: cell wall; apoplast. Gene Ontology annotation, molecular function: hydrolase activity, hydrolyzing O-glycosyl compounds; xyloglucan:xyloglucosyl transferase activity. NCBI's taxonomy places the organism in Eukaryota, Viridiplantae, Streptophyta, Magnoliopsida, Myrtales, Myrtaceae.
UUACAUUUUCAAACUUUUGGCACUAACUUCAUAGCCAUUGCAUUACCUAUAUAUGACUCUUCACUCACAUGUCAAUGAUCCUUCAAGAAGGCACAUUGAUCUCACAUAAUUAAAGACGAUGAAGAUGAAGUAUCCUCGCUCGUUUCUCGUCAUCGUAUCGGUGUUGAAUUUGCUUCGAGUUUCGUUUUCUUCCGUCGUGUCGACCGGGGACUUCAAUAAGGACUUCUUCGUGAUGUGGUCGCCGAACCAUGUGAAUACUUCAGCAGACGGUCGGACUAGAAGCUUGGUUCUCGACCCGGAAUCGGGGGCUGGUUUUGCUUCCAAUGACAUGUUCUUGUUCGGGCAAAUCGACAUGAAAAUAAAGCUAAUUCCCGGUGAUUCGGCCGGCACAGUCGUGGCCGUCUAUCUGACGUCCGAUCAGCCGAACCGGGACGAGAUAGACUACGAGUUCCUCGGCAACGUGUCCGGGCAGCCUUACAUUCUCCAAACCAAUGUAUACGCCGACGGGUUCGACAACCGCGAAGAGCGGAUUUACCUUUGGUUCGAUCCGACUGAAGACUUCCAUAACUACUCCAUCUUGUGGAACCUCCACCAGAUUGUCUUCUUUGUGGAUUCAAUCCCAAUCCGAACGUACCGAAAUCACGCGGACAAGGGGGUGGCGUUCCCUAGGUGGCAACCGAUGGGCGUCAAAGCCACCCUAUGGAACGGCGAUAGCUGGGCGACGCGGGGCGGGCGCGACAAGGUCGACUGGUCGAAGGGCCCCUUCGUGGCCUCGUUCGGGGACUACAAGAUCGACGCCUGCGUUUGGAAGGGCAAUCCGAGGUUCUGCAGGGCGGAGAGCCCCCCAAACUGGUGGAACAACGAGGGUUUCAGUUCCUUGACAUGGACACAGAGGAGGUGGUUCAAAUGGGUCAGGAGAUAUCACAUGAUAUACGACUAUUGCCAGGACAAUGCAAGGUUCCAAAACAACUUACCCAAGGAGUGCUCUCUUCCCAAAUAUUGAUUCGGCCGAUCCAUAACAGAUCAUCUCCAAUUCUUUCGUCUUGUUUUCUUCUCCUCUUCCACAUUUGAUUUAAUUCGUGCCACCAAUACAUUUAUGAAAUUGGCUUGUUGAGCAUAUUUUGGCGCGAUUUCCGCGCCCUGAGGUUUUCGGCACGUAUGUGAUCCUAUUAGUUCGAUGCUGUAUGAAUUAGUGUUUCCUUGUGUAUAAUUGAUAGAGAAUUCGUUUAUUAUAUCUUCGAGAGCA